GGUAAUUAUUGUACAUUUACUUUGAGCAUAUUGAUGUUUUUUGCCGACUGCUACCUCCUCUUGCCCCAACUUGUCAGCGUUCGCCCCAUGGAAUAGGCGGCGAUUCAUUCAUCUUCGCAAUACUAACGGGACACAGCAAAAAAAAAGACCAUCAAGAACCAUGGAGCCACAAUCACCGCCCAAACGCGUCACCCGAUCGCGCGCUGCCAGGUCUACCGACUCUGCUCCCACUAAGGCCGUGACCGCCGCGUCAAGGGCAAAGACGACGCGAGUGACAGCAACGAGCUCUGUGGCCACCACCAGGACCACGGCAACCAAGCGGAAGCUUAGAUCUGAAGAUACGGAAAAUGAAGAAGCGGAAAACGACGACGACGAGCUGGGGGCCGUAUAUCCCGCUCCAGCACGGGCUACCAGAACCACCCGUGGCCGACCGCAAAAGACGGCCGAGCCAGAACCCUCCAAGAAGACUAAAACAGAAACUGCAUCAGCACCGACGCCCGCACCUGUAACUGCCCCGAGGAGGGGUCGGCCACCUAAGAAAAUAGCUUCCACGACGCCGAGUGCCAAUAAGGAGUCUGUAUCGGUUGCCAGGAAGCCAGUGCGAGGAGCAAGAACCAAAAAGGGACAGCUUAAUGAGGAGCCCGAAGAGGCACCCAUCAAGCCUGCCACCCGCACACGCGCAGUGAGCACAACAGCCAAGGCACCUGUCAAGAAGACGGUUCAGUUUGAGGAACCGGAGAAGGAAAAUAUUCUGCCUGCUGCAGCCACCAAGACCAGAAACACAAAAGCCACGGCGUCCACCAAGACUGCCGCACCAGAACCCCCGGCCACAGGCCUUCGUGCUAGGCCUGUACGAAAGGCAGCACUCCCCGCUGCUGCCCGCCCAACCCGAGACAUGGCCAAAACCUCUGCUCAAGCCAAAAAGGAGAAGGCAGGGGAAGAGCUGGAGGAAGAUCCAGAGAAGACAUCUCAGGAGAGUGGGCCGACGCCGCUGAGCCCCAAAAAGAUUACACAAUUAGCACGCCCCAAGGAUCUCGACAGGGAAGCCGAGUCUGAUGACGAGCUUGCAGAUGACGUGACUCCGCACAGGCCUCUGAUGAAGAAUCCGGUUAGACCGGCGGCGAGCGCAAGACUCGAGAAGAAGGAAGCGGAUGUGGCACUCGGUACCAUCGAGGCGGAUAGCGAGCUACUGCCAGUCCCGGAGCCAAGCAUGUCUGCUGGUAUUCUCAACAGCCCAGCUCGCCGCCCACAGGCUUUGCCUCACAAGGACGCCAUGAAGUCACCAGCGCGCCGAGGUGUUGGAAUGCCGGUUAUCAACCUCUCCAAAGAGGAUUCUGGGAGCCAGGAUAACCAAUCGCCGAUGAAGGCCUCGCUUCUCACCUCGCCCGCAAAGCGACCAAAGUCCCCAGUCAAGGGAACGAAUCCAUCCAAUCUGACUUCUUCCACGCUAGGUGACUGCAAUCGCUCGCUGAUGAAGUCCUCGUUUCUCGCAUCCCCAGCCAAGCGUCCGCUGUCACCAAUCAAAAGAAUCCGCUCACCUCAACCCAGGACUGAACAGACCUGCCAAGUUGAGAAUGUUCAGGAAGAUUGCGAUCUGAACGCAGACACUGACUCUGCAGCAACUCUGCAUCAAGAAAGGGAGCUGCCACCAUCACCUACUAGGGCCACUAGGCAGCACUUCCCCGGCCGCCUGUCCACGGUGCUGCCACGACAUGCUGAUCCUGACCUGAAAAAGAAUCCCAUGCUUGGUGUUGCGCGAGCAUACAGCCAUGAGGACGAUGUCCUCUCCUCCACGCCGGAUGAAUUCGUCGGGGUGGGGGAGCCCAUGGAUGUGGAUGCAGUUGGGCCAACUGUGGAGGCACAUGGAACAGAGCCGAUUGGUAUGGCCGAAGAUUCUGUGGCGACGAGUGCUUUUGGUCUAAGACAGAAGGAUUUGGACCCCUUUGUGGGCGCGGAGUCAGACUCGGAAGAUGAUCUGGACUCUCAUGAUGUUGCAACUUCAUCAAUGCUGGACAGCGCAAUCAAGACCCCACGCCGUGCAUCUAAUACUAGGAGCGGCAACAGCGAAACAAACAGUAUUGGUGGACUCCAGUCUACAGCUAAGGGCGCUCAGCACACCCUCAUCGCAGGGCAAUAUGGCUUCACGCCCCUUGCUGAAAAGUUGAGCGGUUGGAAGGCGAACAGCCCGCUCAAAGUUGGACUGCAACCCCAGCAGUCGCCUUUGGGCAGCGGUUCGGUAGAACACAAGAUCUCGAUCACCGUGGCCGAAGCUUUCGUACACGAUUCGCCGGCGAAACCCGGUUUUUUUGAUGAGGCCAUCUCGGUUGCCCCUAAAUCUGCCUCGGAUAUCGACAUAGCCGUGGAAAACGCUGGCUCUUGCCAGGAGGCCGAGGAGGAGGUGUAUAUUGAGGAGCCUGAGCUCGAACCUAUCCGCUGUACUCGGGAAGACUUUGAACUUGCCGCUGAGGCAGAUGUCAUGUCACUCGUGGAGCCGUCACAACUUGAGGAAACGCUUCACAGCGAUUUGAUCGAGGACAAUGCAUCAGAGGCUAGCCAGGAAUACGGGGACGAGAAUGAUGCUCCGCCUAUCGAUCCUGCCCUGACCAACUCUCCUAGCGUUCCCCCUGUGACGCCGAAGCGUUUUGCCACCCGUACUUUCCACACCGUCUCCAAAAUCCCACUCAAGCCAGCAGAUGAUUCCACCCCAAAGUCAGUAGGGUCGGUGACACAGAGGAAGCAGCGUAGACACAGCCUUGCGAAGCUGCCCUCCGCCAUGAGCCCAAGCAACCGCCCUUCCAAGUGUCUCCAAAGGAACGCAACCGUAAUCUCAUACUCGCCCACCAAGAAGGACAGCAAGCUGAAUGCACAAGACAACGCCCACCCUGAAUCGCCUUCUUACCCCGAGACGCCUGUAAAAUCAACCGUCGGGUGGUCCACAUCCGGCACGCCCGCCCGCACACCGCGACAAGCUCUCAAUCCUGCACUUCUCAGGGGUGCAGUUGUUUUCGUCGACGUGCGCACCAGCGAUGGUGCCGAGGCAAGCAGCAUUUUUGUGGAUCUCCUCACGCAGAUGGGUGCAAGGUGUGUCAAGUCUUGGGCUUGGGAUCCGGAGAGUCUAUGCGACAGCGAAAUGACCGAUGAUGAGGAUACGCCUUCGGGAUCCAAAAUUGGAAUCACCCACGUCGUAUACAAGGACGGUGGCAGGCGAACACUAGAAAAGGUCAGGGACACAAACGGAGUGGUACAAUGUGUCGGUGUAUCUUGGGUUCUUGACUGCGAACGUGAGAACGAAUGGCUCGAUGAGGCACCGUAUUACAUCGAUACUGCCCAAGGCUCCCACAGCAGUGUUGGUCGUCGCAAGACCAUGGAGCCGAGGGCCUUUGCCGAUACAGCUUCGUCAUCCCUUGACGAUGGCAGUGACAGGCGCAAGCCCCAGGAGUGCAAGACGGCCCCUUCAACGCCUGCUAAUGGCCGGCGUAGCAGUGGCCUGUGGAUGCGUACUCCGGAAGAUGAGGUGUCGGCAGCAUCCCGCCGCGCCAGCAGCAUCUACGGGGACGAGGACGGUGACUUUGCGGAUGCCGAUGCAGACUGGGAGUUGGAUAGCAUGCUCAUGCCGGUGCCCAAGACCCCGGCACCCGAGACAAUUGCGCGUUAUGCUGCCAACGUGACCCCCGAUACGCCAUCGGUAGACGAUGAGACAUUAUCACUGAGCCGGGAUGAACUUAUGAUGCGGACGUGCCCGCCGAAACCUGCGGGGGGGAUCGUGUUGCUUGGCCAAGGUCUUCUAGCUAGGGAGAAGGACGAGGGUGUGCUGCAGCGUUUGAUGGCUGCGCGAAGGAAGAGUUUACAAUUUGCACCUAAAAUCGGCAGCCCACUGGCCAAAACCUGGCCAUGAUAGUAUCUUGGGGGUUGGAGUUUUCUCGUUCUUUUUCUUCAAUAUUUUGGGGGUUGCAAGGGACCGAAACUCUUGUUUGGGGUUUGGAUGGAGUCCAGGAUUUGUUGUUCUAUCUUUUCGCUUCUCUCCCAUUCACUGUCUCUCAGGUAGCUAGGGACUACCUAGCUAUCGUGAGCUUUUUUCGUCAUACCUUUUUUCGUGUUAUUGUUGCAUCCAUAUGUGGCUUGCCGCUCAUUGUAGUUCUUGUAUGGCAAGGACUUGGGCUUUUUAGCACCUCAUUUACCGGAGUUGGGGAUAUUUGGGUCGGUUUAAGGGUGUAGUCGGCAGGGAAUUACUGGUGGUAUAUAACGCUGUUCUACCCGUGACCAUCCACAAACACAGCUGCUUUCUGUGCCAGCCGACUUGCGCUUUGACGUGACUUGACUAGAAAGUACUAACCCCAUGAUCCUACG
Molecule: messenger RNA, 4347 nt
Organism: Pyricularia oryzae 70-15
Lineage: Eukaryota; Fungi; Ascomycota; Sordariomycetes; Magnaporthales; Pyriculariaceae
Exons: 2
Coding region: 161-3895 (1244 amino acids)
Biological process (GO): mitotic cell cycle
Source: RefSeq, a predicted model, not a curated record